AUGCUAUUCAAUCAAAUAGAUGACGAUUUUAAGCCAAUGUUUUUUGAUUUUGAUGUAAUGAUAUCUAAAGAUGACAAUCCUAUAAGUAUUCAAGAAAAAAAUAAUGCUUUGUAUUAUGCUAUAGAAGACAUCAGUUUACUAAAAACAAUAAAAGGCAAAUUAUCAAAAUUCGAUCAAAAAGAUAAAUCAUUGGGAUCAUUUGAGAAAGGAGUUAGUUAUUUAAUAGCAUACAGCUCAUUAUUAGAUACGCUGAUUUUUGAUUUUUUUGUUCAAAUAGUUGCUAGUGUAGCAGGAGAAUACUAUAUUUCGAGAGAAGGCAAGGAAUGUAGUAUAUCAGAUAGUGAGCAUUUGGAAGAUAAAUUAAAGCUGAUGAAUAUUGAUGAAUGCAAUGAAUGUAUUAGGUUAAUACUUUUUAGCUUAGGAUUGGAAGGCAAAAUAAUAUGUGAUAAAAGUUUAAAGAAUGAAAUUAGUGAAUAUCUGAACAACUCAUAUCAUACUAGUUUGAUUUUGGAUAUAGAUCAAGAAAAAUAA
Ordospora pajunii is the source of this 531-nucleotide messenger RNA. RefSeq lists its product as uncharacterized. Lineage: Eukaryota; Fungi; Microsporidia; Ordosporidae. The record is from RefSeq and is a predicted model, not a curated record. Bases 1 to 531 code for a protein of 176 amino acids. The transcript has a single exon.